AUGGAAAAUUUCGAAACAAAAUUAAAAAAAUUAAAUUUAGACCUUGAAUGCCCAGAAAAUAUUUUAUUAGCAAAUGAGAUUCUUAUAAAAAUUCAUUUAUUUAACGAUUUUCAACGUUAUCUUCCUGAAUUACGAAUCUGCCAAGAACGAAUCAAUAAAAAUUUCUAUAAAGCAAUACAAAAACAAUUAGAACCUAUUUCUAAAAGAUAUAAUUUAUCAGAAAAAAGUCUUGAUUAUUUAAAAACUGAAUUAAAUCAAUUGAAACAAAUUGAAAUCAAUUAUGAUAAUUUAUAUCCACCCAUUUAUUUUUUAAAGCAAGCUGGUUAUUCCAAUAUUAAUGAAUUAAAUGAAGAAAUGAAUAAUAUAAAAAUUCAAAAUAGAAAACAAAUUCAAGAAAUUCAAUUCGAAAAAAAUCAAUUAGAUGUUCAAAUAAAAGAACUUCAGUUAAUAAUUGAACAAUAUGAACAAUCAAUUCUUCUAAAAUUUUCAAAAAACUUUUUUGGUCAUAUUUUAAAUAAAUUAACAACUGGAUCUGAGAAAAAUGAUUUUUUAAAAGAAAAAGGUUAUUCAAAUAUCAAUAUUGUGAAAGAUAAACUUGAAAUAUAUCAAAAUAAUUUGGAUAAAAUUAAUCAAACAAGUUUUGAUCAACAUUCAAUAAAUCCUCAAACGAUUAAAGAUGAAUAUACUCAAUUAACUGAUAAACACGAGUCAAUGCUUUUAAAAAAUAAAAUCAAUGAAAAUUAUGAAGAUUUUCAAAAAAAAUUAGAUAUUAUCCAAUCAUUGAUAUGUUUAGAUGAAUUCUUUAGUAAACCACCUGAAAAUAAUAAAUUUUGGAAUUUAUUUAAAGAAUCUCAAUCAGAUUUUCUUAAAAUACCUGAACAAACACACAGAACAAUAUUAGAUGCUAUUUCAAAACAAGAUUUUAAUUUAAUUAAUUCUAAACUUUCAUCUAUUGAAAUAUUUUCAAAAUCAAAAUAUAUUUUUCUUAUUAAAACUAGUUUGGAAAAUAUUGUACGAUCAACUAUCAAAGAUACAAAAAAUUAUGCAAAUUCAUUAAACGAAAAUAUUCGAUACGAACAAAAUAAGGAAAAUAUUCGAAAAUAUAUUGAAAAUCAUGAAAGAAUUCAAAUUAUUCUGCAACAAGCAAACAUUUUAAAUUUCAUCGAUAAAAAUAUUCGAUUUUCAUUAGAAAAUUUAUUCGAUGAAAUUGAGAAAAUUUUAAUGAAAAAAAUUGACGAUAUCUUACAAUCGAUAGACGACUUUUUCAAUCAAAAUAAUUAUCUUUUCAUCGAAAAAACAAUGGAAUAUUUAAUUGAUUUAUUAAAAGAAUUGGAUGAUUAUUAUAAAUUUGAAUCAAGUCAAGAGAAGAUUUAUCAAAUGAAAAUACGAAUUUCUCAAUUACCGAACGAAAUUUUACAAAAAUAUGAUUUUAUUGAUUUAAACAAAUAUAUAAACGAUUCACCAAAAGAUGUCUGUGAACAAUUAAAACUUGUUUCAGCAAAUGGUUAUUCCAAAUAUAGACAAAUUUAUCGACAAGUUAUACAAAAACUGCGAACAAAUUUUUCUUCGGAAAUAAAUUAUGUUAAAAAUAAUACGAGUUCUAAUCGAUCAAUGAAAUUGACUACAAUAAGAGAUGCUUUUUAUUAUUUACCAGAAGAAUUACAAAACAUUUUUCAAAGUGAUAUUAAAGAAAUUAAUGAAAUGAUUAUAAAAGAAGUUUACGUGCCUGAUUUUUAUUAG
Messenger RNA from Adineta steineri, 1740 nucleotides. The record is from the annotation of a GenBank genome assembly. Lineage: Eukaryota; Metazoa; Rotifera; Eurotatoria; Adinetida; Adinetidae.